AUGUCCCAUUUGCGGGAAAGUGACGAGCGGUACAGAUGCGGCGUCUGUGGCAAGGAAUACCAGUCGGCAAAGAAUCUGAAGUAUCACAUGACACAUCACAAAUCCGAAAAGGAUGAACUGCACAGUUGCGACGUUUGUGGGAAAGCUUACGUUUAUCGCUCUGCCCUCUUACAACAUAUGCACACUCACAGUGACGAGCGAAAACACAGAUGCGAUAUCUGCGGCAAGGAUUACAAAACAGCAACUAAUCUGAAAACUCACAAAAAGCAUCACACAUCCGAUGACGAUUCACUGCACAAAUGUACCAUUUGCGGAAAAGGCUUCGUGCUUCGCUACGGGCUCAAAAAACAUUUGGAAACGCAUAGUGACGAACUACUGUACAAGUGUAAGAUCUGCGACAAGCAGUACAGAAGCAGAGGAGGACUGUACCUGCACAAAAAGGCACAUCAAGAUGAGCAAUCGUGA
Molecule: messenger RNA, 465 nt
Organism: Wyeomyia smithii (pitcher-plant mosquito)
Lineage: Eukaryota; Metazoa; Arthropoda; Insecta; Diptera; Culicidae
Product: putative zinc finger protein 355P
Exons: 2
Coding region: 1-465 (154 amino acids)
Biological process (GO): regulation of transcription by RNA polymerase II
Cellular component (GO): nucleus
Molecular function (GO): DNA-binding transcription factor activity, RNA polymerase II-specific; RNA polymerase II transcription regulatory region sequence-specific DNA binding
Source: RefSeq, a predicted model, not a curated record